UCCCGCUUACCAAGUAAAUUGACAAGUGAAGGAAAAAUAGCGGCAGACUCAGUUUUUCUAACAGGUGAAUUAAAAUGGGCAACCAGUGAGCAUCUUUUUCAAGCUCUUAAAUAUAGCCAGGCUGAUGGAAGCCAACUUAAUUUAGCACUACAAAUUCAAAAGUUAGGGGAUCCGGGUCAAGCACAAGGUUUUACUCGGGGAAGUAAUGGGACGGUGCCUCCUCAUCCAGAACUUCAAAAAAAAUUAAUAGAUACGGAAGAUGCGGAAUUAAUAGAAGAAACCGGAGGCAGAAGUGUAAUAUUAAUGGAAACAAGGACCGAGUUAGCAGCAAAUCAAGGCUCCAACCCUAAUCCAAACCCACCACCAAGAGAGCAGCCAACCGGCCCUUCCCAUCCUACUCCUUCCAAUAAUGGCUCCAAUUCACCGGACCCAAACCAUAACGAAGAUGAUAAUAAUCCUCCUGAACCUAAUCAACCGAAGGAAAAUGGGAGCCAUUCACCAACUAACAAUAAUGGUUCGGCUCCAAGUCCAGAAGAUAAUAAUAACUCAGAUGGAGAAAAUAACGGUAAUUCUCCCUCCCAAAACUCUGCUAAUUCCGAGCCUUCGGAACCUACCGCCGAUACUUCCCCCAUUAAUGUUGAGGAAAUAAAUAAUGCCGAAACCCCCGAACAAGCCCAACAAGUGGCUCAGCAACAAAUCCAGCAGUUAUUUAACAAAAGUAGGAUUAAACCAAGCGAAAUAGAUAAGAGUUUAUGA
Ambispora leptoticha is the source of this 756-nucleotide messenger RNA. Lineage: Eukaryota; Fungi; Glomeromycota; Glomeromycetes; Archaeosporales; Ambisporaceae. The record is from the annotation of a GenBank genome assembly.